This is a messenger RNA of Ixodes scapularis (black-legged tick), 1062 nucleotides long. RefSeq lists its product as uncharacterized. The transcript is spliced from 6 exons. The record is from RefSeq and is a predicted model, not a curated record. Bases 1 to 1062 code for a protein of 353 amino acids. NCBI's taxonomy places the organism in Eukaryota, Metazoa, Arthropoda, Arachnida, Ixodida, Ixodidae.
AUGCUGAGGUUAUUCCUCACCCUUGCCCUUGGCGUUGGCUUGCUCGGGUACGUGGAAGCUCAGACCUCAAGACCACAACUAAGUGGUUACUUCACAUUUCUGCGGUACCGAAACCAAGCUUGCGAGGGCAAGUACGGCCAGAAUGGCACCUGCGUGACCGAGCAGGAGUGUGGUGCCAAGCAAGGUACCGACAUCGGACGCUGUGCUGAAGGAUACGGCGUUUGCUGCCGAGUAAGCUUCACUUGUAACAUGGUGAGUGCGGCCAACGAAACGGAGUUUGUGAACCCGAGCUACCCGAGCGGAGAGGUGGGCACCGGCACCUGCGAGGUGACCAUCACCAAGACGCCGGAUAUCUGCCAGCUGAGACUGGACUUCCUCGAGUUCAGCCUGGCACCUCCAGACGAUCAGGGCCUCUGCAACGUGGACUCCUUCAUGGUCAGGACAACGGUGGGAGAGAACCUGCCCCAGCUGUGCGGCGAAAACAACGGGCAGCACCUGUACGUCGAGAUGGGCAGGCAGUCUGGAAACCCUGUGGUGCUCAGCGUCAUCAGCCGAGGGGGCAAGCGGCCGAGAAGGUGGAGGAUUAAGAUCAGCAUGAUCCAGUGCGGAAGUCUGGAUAUUGUACCUCCCGGUUGUCUGCAGUACUUCCGCAGUCCCAGCGCUGUGGUGCGCAGCUUCAACUACGGUCCUCCGGUCGAGAGCAAAGUGCGGUACCUCAGCGGGCUCCGUUACUCCAUCUGUCUACGAGUCGAAGAGAACUUCUGCUCCAUCAAGUGGGAAACCGAAACCAACUCGUCGUUCUCCUGGGGCCAGCCCACCUACGAGGAGAACGUGGUGGCCUGUAGGGACGACUUCAUCACCGUCGACCAGGGAUCCACGUACGGCAUGGGGCCCGGAGAGGACAGGUUCUGUGGCACGCGGCUUCACGAAAAGAACGUGCUCAUCUCCCACAGCAAGCCGUUCAUGCUAAGGGUCAAGUCUAACAUGGAUGCCGUGAUGAAUUCCCAAGAGAACCAGAACGGCUUUUCGCUUCGAUAUACUCAGCUGCCGUGCGUCGAUUGA